CAGGGCGGCUAUGUGUGCGUCACUGCGUUACGUGCAAUAGUGACAUCAAUCUCGCGUGAUGAGACUUGUGGCGUGGGGAUUGUAGGCACUUUAGGAACUGCCCUGCGAAGUCUGCAGCUGACUGACAGGAGGGGGCGCAAUAAUCGAACUGCUGGUGAACUCAGCAGUGAUGUACAUUGCUCCUUCACUUUCAAACAUGCUGAGUUAAGAGGAGAACUUCUGCUGUACAGUGAGUAACUCCCCCCUCAGUCUUCUCAAGCAUACUCAUUGCAGGCAAAGAGGUCUUUAUUUUGUUUAGCCAUACAGUUGUUCAGCCUAUUAUGCCUAUGUAUGUUUUAUAAAAGAGCACUUUAACACCAGGAAAGACUGUUUAUUGAUAAGGGAAGGGAGAAUUUGCAGCUCGUCAUGCCUACAGUAUCAGCACUUCCAAAAGAACUGUAUCUCUCUAGCUCUCUAUCUGAUCUUAAGAAGAAAGCUGAAGUUAAACCUGACAAGACUAGCACUAAAAGCUAUGUUUCCUCUGCUUGUAAAAUAUUUCAAAAAGCAGAAGAAUGCAGACUAGAAGGAGAUGAAGAAAAAGCCUAUGUCUUUUAUAUGAAAUAUUUAUUUGUGUUUGAACUCCUUAAAAAAAGAUCAGAUUUUAAGCAGAAUCAGGACUAUUAUAAGUCCUUACUUGGCCCCUCCACUAUCUUAAAAUCUGUUGAAGAAGCGGAAAAACUCUCAGAAAGCCUUAAAAAUAGAUAUGAAGAAGCUGAAGUUCGAAAAAAAUUAGAGGAAAGGGAAAGACAAGAAGACCUGAAGAAAAAGGAGGGAAAACUAUUUCCCAAAGACUUUCCUGAAGAUGUACCCAAGCCUAAUCAAAAUGAAACGGUGAAUGGGGAGAAAAAUGAAGUUCUUUCAAAGCGGCCAGAACCUACUAAUGUGCCUCAUGGAGCUAUCACAGUUGAAAAGCUUUUUGAGAUGACAAAUGAUUAUAAUAUCAGUAUAAUUAUAAUGGAUGUUCGGAGUACAAAAGACUUUCAGGAGUCUCAUAUUCGUACUUCAAUAAGCGUGCCAGAGGAGGCCAUAAUCCCAGGAUUUACCUCAAGCAAGAUUGAAACUAAUCUACCUGAUACAUCUAAAGAAAUGUGGAAUAAAAGAGGUCAAGUUGAUUUUAUUAUAUUGCUUGAUUGGUUCAGCUCUGUAAAUAACUUAAAAGUUGGUACAACACUUCAGAGCUUAAAAGAUGCUCUGUAUAAGUGGGAAACAAAAACAAUCCUACGGAGUGAACCUUUAGUUUUGGAAGGUGGUUAUGAAAAUUGGCUUCUUUGUUAUCCCAUGUUCACAACAAAUGGGAAAGUGACUGUGCCCAGGAAAAGAACACAAGAAUCUGUGUCUUUGUCAUUGGACUUCAGUUAUCCAUCUCUAGAAGAACCAGCACUUCCACCACCACCACCACCCCCUGUAUGCAUCAAAGAAAGCAGCUAUGAGGAUACUAUAAAUGCAGUGAAAACUCAAAAAACAGAGGAACCUGUCCAUGUAGUACAAAAGGAUGACCCUGUACCAGAUGCUCAGACUCCAGAUUCUGUUAAAGUCUGUCAGCCACAGAAAACUGUGAAAGUUAUUCCACAAAUUGAUCGGACAAAGAAACCUUCAGUAAAAGUUACUGAAAGUUCCUCAAAGUUUAAACAUGAAGCCAAAGAAAACCAGCCAAUACAGAAUGGAAGGCCUAUACCAGACCGUUCCACAAAACCAUCACUAGACACUAAAUCGGUCAAAUCGGAGAUCCAUGUUCAGUUUGAUAAAAACAUAAAGGAAAAGGGUGAAGAAAUUAAAGGGAAAGUAGAUAUGCAUGCAGAAAACAAUAUUGAUAACACAUGUGCACAUGAAGAAAAAGAAAACAAAAAGAGGAAUGAAGAGAAAGAAACUGAGAUGGAUGAGUUCCACAGAAAGGAGGAGUUAGAAAAAAAACAGCCAGUAGUUGCUGGAAAAGAACCUGCUGAAACAAAAAGGCUGGAAAGUAAUAAGCCUCCCCCUGAUGAUAGAAAGAAGAAUGGCCAUUCUUCUGUUACUCCUCAAGAGCCUUCUGCACAUAAAAAAGAACAUAAUUCUGAUGUGACUGUGAAAGACAGCUGUGAAGACGACAGACCCAAACGGGAACCUUUAGUUCGAGCAAGAAGUGAGGAGAUGGGUAGAACUGUGCCAGGAAUGCCAGAAGGUUGGGUGAAGUUCCUUGAACCUGUCACUGGAACCUACCGAUAUUAUCAUUCACCAACACACACUGUUCAUAUGUAUCCUCCUGAAAUGGCUCCUUCAUCCACCCCUUCAACCACUCCAGCUCAGAAAGCCAAGGUACAGGCUACUACUGACAUUGAUAAAGAGCAGACCAAGUUAAAACGAUCUUACUCCUCGCCUGAUUUAACGCAAGCCAUAAAAGAUGAAGACAAGAAGAAACCAAUGCCUCAUAUUAACCGUGAAAAUAAACCAUCAAUAGUCACUAAAGCUGAAAUCACAAAGCUACCAGCAUCUAAGAUCCGAAGUCUUAAUCCUGUGUUUGGCGGGGCCGGUCCAGCUCUAACUGGACUCAGGAACCUUGGAAAUACUUGUUAUAUGAAUUCUAUCUUACAGUGUCUCUGCAACACGCCACAUUUAAUUGAAUACUUCAAUAAUAAUUUUUAUCAAGCACACAUCAACAGAUCAAAUCUGUUGGGGCAUAAGGGUGAAGUGGCUGAGGAAUUUGGCUGCAUUAUGAGAGCUUUAUGGACUGGUCAGUACAAAUAUAUCAGUCCAAAGGACUUUAAGAUAACAAUUGGAAAAAUUAAUGAGCAGUUUGCUGGAUACACCCAUCAAGAUUCCCAGGAGUUGCUGCUGUUUUUAAUGGAUGGGUUGCAUGAAGACCUUAAUAAGAAAGCAGACAAUAGAAAACGUCAAAAAGAAGAAAACAACGACCAUUUAAGUGACUCCCAAGCUGCAGACUCUGCAUGGUACAAACACAAGCAACUCAAUGAAUCGAUCAUUGUUGCACUUUUCCAAGGCCAAUUUAAAUCAACUGUGCAGUGUCUAACGUGCCAGAAAAAAUCCCGAACAUUUGAGGCGUUCAUGUAUUUAUCUUUGCCACUUCCAUCUACAAGCAAAUGUUCUCUUCAGGAUUGCAUUAAAGCAUUUGCCAAGGAAGAGAAACUCACAGAUAGUAAUAGAUUUGAUUGCAGUAAUUGUAAAACUCAGAGAGUUGCUACAAAAAAAAUAGAGAUUUGGAAGCUUCCUCCUAUUCUUCUGGUGCACUUAAAACGCUUUUCAUUUGAGGGAAGGUGGAGGCAGAAACUCCAGUCAUAUGUCGACUUUCCCCUGGAAUCCUUAGACCUUUCACAAUACGUCAUUGGUCCAAAGAAUGUAAAAACAUACAAUUUAUUUGGAGUAUCGAAUCACUAUGGAGGUUUGGACGGCGGACACUACACAGCUUAUUGCAAGAAUGCGCUGAAACAGCGGUGGUUUAAAUUUGAUGACCAUGACGUUUCUGAAAUCUCCGUAUCAUCUGUGAAGACUUCCGCAGCCUAUAUGCUUUUUUACACUUCUUUGGAUGCCCGAGGUCUUGAGAUUUCAGCGUAACAACUUAGAAAGCAGUACUUGGGGGGGACCUCUACAUGAUAAUAUAUAUAUAUAUAUAUAUAUAUAUAUAUAGAGAUAUCUAAUAUUAAGACAUGUCUGGCCACAAAAAGAGAUGCAUACUAUUAUACAUAUUCUUUAUUUCUCUGUUUCCUUGGGAUAUUCCCAUCAAAUCAGUGGUAACAAAAUUUUAAGCUUAAUUGCACAUUUGAAAUAUAACCCUGUGUACUUAAAUGUAUACAACCAAUAGAUACAUUUGCCUUGACCGUGGCUGUACAAAAUAUCUAUUUAGUUUGUCCUUUUUAUUCUCCAGUAGUGAUAAUUUCUCCCUGUUUUAACUGGAGCUUCCCUACUGUGAAAUGGAGCAAAUGUGAGCAGGGUUGGAAUGUGUUGGAUUACGGUGGCUGCAUAGUUGCACAGUAUUGCAUUGUAUAUAACGAAACAGUAUAUCUGCCUAAAAUUCUCUUUAUACAAAAGGGUGGCUUACCUUCUCAGCUCAGUCCUCAAAAUCCAUAUGAUUUUUUUUAUCCAUAAGAUAUAUUAAGCCAGACAGGCUGUUUAUAAAGGGUUUUGUUCAAUCAUUCCAAGAAGCUUAAAAUAUAUAUCUGUAGGUGUAUCUAUUUGCAGAACUGACGUUUGCUAUCCCUUUAAAUUCUUUCUUUUUGUUGUUGUUUUGCCAGUUUCAGACGGAGAGGCUUCAUUCCCACAUUUCAGUUCUUUAUUCUGUAAAUUUAUCUUUUGAUAAUAUUUGUGAAUUUUUUUUUCUCUAGAAAUAAAUUUUAUCAACAAGUUUC
Xenopus tropicalis (tropical clawed frog) is the source of this 4376-nucleotide messenger RNA. RefSeq names its product ubiquitin specific peptidase 8 (gene usp8). Gene Ontology annotation, biological process: protein deubiquitination; ubiquitin-dependent protein catabolic process. The coding region runs from base 406 to 3585 and encodes 1059 amino acids. The transcript has 22 exons. Lineage: Eukaryota; Metazoa; Chordata; Amphibia; Anura; Pipidae. The record is from RefSeq and is a predicted model, not a curated record. Gene Ontology annotation, cellular component: plasma membrane; endosome membrane; cytosol. Gene Ontology annotation, molecular function: cysteine-type deubiquitinase activity.